AACACAUGCAGCUCAAAUUCCUUGUUUUCAUUUUAUUAUCAGUGCUACUGACCAGUACAAUUGCCCGACCACAAUAUAAAGAUAUUGAUUAUAAAUUAUAUGGUGAUGGAGACGAUGGAGUAGCAGUUGAUGCAGUUUAUGAAGUUAUAAGUGAUAAGCCUCCAGAAGGAACACCUACCAAGCAUCACCACCACCAUCAUCACAAGAAAAUGUCCAAGUCAAACCGAUUGGAUCGACUAAGGAGAUAUCUUAAUGAUCGACUUCGGUCUUUCGUUUCCUCGCGGUUCACCAGGAUCUCACCCAUUCCCACCACCUUUCUCUCUUUCUUCAAAAAUCAUCCUUCUCCGUUCAAAUCUUUCCAUUGA
This is a messenger RNA of Caenorhabditis elegans, 365 nucleotides long. It is a transcript of the gene F58H10.1, whose product is annotated as Neuropeptide-Like Protein. The transcript has 3 exons. Bases 6 to 365 code for a protein of 119 amino acids. Lineage: Eukaryota; Metazoa; Nematoda; Chromadorea; Rhabditida; Rhabditidae. The record is from RefSeq and is marked reviewed.